GUUCAAAAAGCCAAAUGAUGACCGUGCUCUUCGUCUGAUGACCAAGUGUGCCCAGACAGUGAUGCAAGAAUUGGAGGAUAUUGCUAUUGCUUAUGGACAAAGCGAUGAAUACAGUUUUGUUUUCAAAAAGAAGAGUAGAUGGUUUAAGCGAAGAGCAAGGAUUUGAUGGACGAAUCGUGUUGUAUCCCAGCAACCAAAACUUAAAGGACUACCUCAGCUGGAGACAAGCAGAUUGCCAUAUUAAUAACCUUUAUAAUACAGUGUUUUGGAUGCUCGUACAACGAAGUGGUUUGACACCAGUACAAGCACAGGAUAGACUUCAGGGAACUUUGGCUGGAGAUAAGAAUGAAAUUUUGUUUUCUGAAUUCAACAUCAACUACAACAAUGAGCCUUUGAUGUAUAGAAAAGGAACUGUCCUAAUAUGGCAGAAGGUUAAUGAAGUCAUAACAAAGAAAAUAAAACUGCCAGAGGAAACAGAAGAAAAGGAAGUUGAAGUAAAUCGAACUAGGACUAAAAUUGUUCCUCUGCACUGUGACAUUAUAGGGGACCAGUUCUGGGAGGAAUAUCCUGAGAUUCUGGCUGAGGAUAGUUGAUUUCUGCAGCAGGUGUAACUGGCAGUUUACGUUUUGUUCUGCUAGGAUUGUUGCAAAGUGAGGAAUAUGGAUUGUGGCUGGCAGAGUUUAACUUGUUACCCUCUUCAACAACUUUUUUUUUUUUUUUUUCCCACCAUUGUUGCCUGAGAAACAAACACUGGUCUCUUUUCUGACAUAAAAAGAUAUGUCCAUAUGGAAAAGGUAAAAUCAUAUUAUAUUUUGAAUGUUAAGAACUCAUUAUAAAUUGAAAGACUGUUCCUUGUAAAUGCAUAUUUGCAAAAAGACUGUAUAAAAGGUUAUGUAUUUGAACAGUUGAAAGUGGAGGGAAAAAAUAUAUUUUUUUUUUUUGAGUUAUGAGACAGAUCAGGUUAUUACAGUGGGCAAUUGGUAAUAAAUUUCAAGGCCACUGUGUUUAGUCAAGUUAGUGACAAAAUACUUGACUACCUAAUGCCUCUGGAGUAGCCUGUCAGUUUCCUACAACUGAUUUAAAAGCUUUUGUCAGCUGUACAGAAUUUUUAUACUUUUUUUAAAGAUUUAAAAGUAAUAAUUUCUUCCCUAUGUUUAUUAUUUGGACUUUCUUGUUAUGGUGACUUUUAUUGGUAAUCAGUGGAAGCUUCAAAUAGUUAAGCUAACAGUAAAGACAUUCAUUGUACAGACUUGAAUUCUAUUAGGACGUGGGUAAACAUUGUACUGUCAUUUUUCUGUGGCCUGGGAAACCAUCUGACUCAUACUGUGCAGUAGACUGAAAAGUAGCAACACAGGGGAACAUUCCUGGUGCUUGCAGAGAGGAUGCUAGCAACAGUUUGUGGUGGUGGUCUCUGGUUCUGUUACGGUUGAUACAGAUAUAGCAGUGAUGACAAUACUUGAUAGUUAGAGAGAAAAGUAUGAUGGGGAUGUGUGUGCCUCAUUUAAGUGUCAGUUGAAGACUCUUUGACAAAACAGUUAAAUCAUACAAUCUUUCAGAGCAGAAAUAUCUCUGCUAAUAUUAAGGGGCUUGUCCCCCUGUAAUUGGAAUUUUAAGGAAAUAAACUUUCAUUAUAAAUACCUAUCAUUAUAGAAAUGCAACUAUAAUGAUACUAUAUUAUUACUGCUUUAACCAUACUGGUUUCAAAAAGAAACAGUAAUCUAGCUGACAAGCUGUUGUUACGGGAAAGUUUCAACUCAACAGUUGAGACAAGCCAUAAAAAUAUAGAGAGGAUUGAGUGUGACUGAAGAAGAUUAGCAUGGAAUUAGCCUCUCAUUUGUUGACAAAGCAACUUCCUCUCUGCUUUCAUACUUUUCUUCCCACAGGAAGAAUUUAUACAUUUAAAGCAAUGUGGUUUCUUUUUUCUUUCCUCCUAGUUAUUUACUCAGAUCUAAUUUGAAAAACUGUAUUAAAUAGGUAUUGAUGUAAAAUACUACUUGGCUGUUUCUUCCUUUUUCUGAGAAUGAACAAUGCAUCUUUGUAUUUAUAAAAGCACAGUAAUCCCUCUCCACUACCGUGUCCUAAUACGGAGCAGACAAGUACAUGCGGUAAGAGAAUGUAUAUUACUUUUAGUACAUAGAAAGGGCUGUUUAGUCCUCAGGAGGAGGCUAUGAGGGACUGUGAAGUGAUGUUUCUGAAUGAAUCAUUAUACUGUAGUCAUUUAGCAAUAAGAACUUCCUGAUACUACUGUACAUGGGCUUUCUUUGUCCUGUGAGACAAAUAUACUUCACUUGACUUUGCUGUGCUAUGGUGCCUGACUUUGGACAUUGCAUAAGAGCAUAUAGAGCAUUACAUAUAGAACAAAUGAUCUUCAUUCCAGAGCUGGUAAUACUUGGAUUUUGCUGUGUAAGGAAAGAUAAAAAAAGAUUUUUUUAGCAAAUAUGAUUCUGCUUCUGCCUGAAAAGUAUUAUGUAGCUUUUUUAAUCAUAUCUAUAUUAUGACUACU
Rhea pennata is the source of this 2503-nucleotide messenger RNA. RefSeq names its product tRNA-histidine guanylyltransferase 1 like (gene THG1L). Gene Ontology annotation, biological process: tRNA modification. Gene Ontology annotation, molecular function: tRNA guanylyltransferase activity; magnesium ion binding. The coding region runs from base 93 to 593 and encodes 166 amino acids. The record is from RefSeq and is a predicted model, not a curated record. The transcript is spliced from 5 exons. Lineage: Eukaryota; Metazoa; Chordata; Aves; Rheiformes; Rheidae.